This is a messenger RNA of Acomys russatus (golden spiny mouse), 2439 nucleotides long. RefSeq names its product uromodulin (gene Umod). Gene Ontology annotation, cellular component: cell surface; apical plasma membrane. NCBI's taxonomy places the organism in Eukaryota, Metazoa, Chordata, Mammalia, Rodentia, Muridae. Gene Ontology annotation, biological process: neutrophil migration. Gene Ontology annotation, molecular function: calcium ion binding. Bases 69 to 2006 code for a protein of 645 amino acids. The transcript is spliced from 10 exons. The record is from RefSeq and is a predicted model, not a curated record.
AAGUAUGUAACCUGUCCUUGCUUUGGCAGGUGUUUCCAGGACCAGCAGUAGAGGGCAGAGCAUAAAGGAUGGCACAGCUGCUUUCUUUGACCUGGAUGCUGGUGGUAAUGGUGGUAACCCCUUGGCUCACUGUAGCUGGAGCCAAUGACUCAUCAGAAGCAAGAAAGUGUUCUGAAUGCCACAGCAAUGCUACCUGUACGGUGGAUGGGGUGGUGACGACAUGCUCCUGCCAGAAGGGCUUCACUGGCGAUGGGCUGGUAUGUGAAGACAUGGAUGAGUGCGCCACCCUACAGACUCACAACUGCUAUGCCAACAGUAGCUGUGUGAACACCCUAGGCUCCUAUGAGUGCUCCUGUCUGGAUGGCUUCCGUCUGAUGCCUGGGCUGGGCUGCAUUGAUGUGGAUGAGUGCUCAGAGCAGGGACUCAAUGACUGUCAUGCCCUGGCCACCUGUGUCAACACAGAGGGCAACUACUCGUGCUUGUGUCCUGAAGGUUACGGAGGGGAUGGUUGGCACUGUGAGUGUUCCCAGGGAUCUUGUGAGCCAGGACUGGACUGCCUGCCCCAGGGCCAGGAUGGAGCAUUGGUGUGCGAGGAUCCCUGCAGCGUGUAUGAGACCCUGACUGAGUACUGGCGCAGCACAGAGUAUGGUGCUGGAUACUCCUGUGACUCAGGUCUGCAAGGCUGGUACCGGUUCACAGGCCAGGGUGGUGUGCGCAUGGCUGAGACCUGCGUGCCGGUCCUGCGAUGCAACACGGCUGCGCCCAUGUGGCUCAAUGGCUCUCAUCCUUCAAGCAGCGAGGGCAUUGUGAGCCGCACGGCCUGCGCGCACUGGAGUGGCCACUGCUGCCUGUGGUCCACACAGGUCCAGGUGAAGGCUUGCCCAGGUGGCUACUAUGUUUACAACCUGACGGAGCCUCCAGAGUGCAAUCUGGCUUAUUGCACAGAUCCUAGCUCUGUGGAGGGGACUUGCGAAGAGUGCGGGGUAGACGAGGAUUGCAUAUCAGAUAACGGCAGAUGGCGCUGCCAAUGUAAACAGGACUUCAACAUCACAGAUGUCUCCCUCCUGGAGCACAGGCUGGAGUGUGGGGUCAAUGACAUCAAGAUGUCCCUCAGCAAGUGCCAGCUGAAGAAUCUGGGCUUUCUGAAGAUCUUCAUGUUCCUGAGUGACAACCAGUGCUCAGGCUUCAGCGAGAGGGGUGAACGAGACUGGAUGUCGGUGGUGACCCCUGCCCGGGAUGGUCCCUGUGGGACAGUGUUGAGGAGGAAUGAAACUCAUGCCACCUACAGCAACACCCUCUACCUGGCAAAAGACAGCAUCAUCCGUGACGUCAACAUCAGAAUCAACUUUGAGUGCUCUUACCCACUAGACAUGAAAGUCAGCCUAAAGACCUCCCUACAGCCCAUGGUCAGUGCCCUGAACAUCAGCUUGGGUGGGACAGGCAUGUUUACUGUGCGGAUGGCACUGUUUCAGAGCUCUACCUACAUGCAGCCCUACCAAGGCCCCUCUGUGAUGCUGUCCACUGAAGCUUUUCUAUACGUGGGCACCAUGCUGGAUGGAGGUGAUUUGUCCCGGUUUGUACUGCUAAUGACCAACUGCUAUGCCACGCCCAGUAGCAACUCCACAGACCCUGUGAAAUACUUCAUUAUCCAGGACAGAUGUCCACAGACAGAGGAUACAACCAUUCAGGUGAUGGAGAAUGGCGAGUCCCCUCAGGGACGAUUUUCUGUUCAGAUGUUCCGGUUUGCAGGAAAUUACGACCUUGUCUACCUGCACUGCGAGGUGUACCUGUGUGAUGCUGUGAAUGAACAGUGCAAGCCUACCUGCUCUGGUACUAGAUUUCGAAGUGCGAACUUUAUAGAUCAGACUCAUGUCCUGAACUUGGGUCCCAUCACACGACAAGGUGUCCAGGCCUCAGAGUCCAAGGCUGCUUCCAGAAACUUGAGGCUCCUGAGCAUCUGGCUGCCCCUGUCUCUCUCAGCCUCUUUGACCCUGACCUUUCAGUGAUGGACCACAGGAAAUCUGGUGUGGGUCACAGCUUUCUUCCUGCUGGCCAGGAGGGGAGAUGCAGGCUGGUUUUCAGCCACAGGAGAGGGAGCUGAUGCUGCCUCCAGCUUGCACUUAGUCUUUUGCCCUUUAAUCCUCACUAUCAAAAACAAGUUGGUAUCUUUCAGUGCUGCUCUUUCUCAGAAUGGGAUUUGUGAUAUGUGGGCACAUGAAGCCUAUGUCUCCUUAAAGAAUGUGGCAAAAUCAUAAGAUUAAAGCAUCAGCUUUUGGAAUCAUUGAUUCAAAUCUUUACUGAGUACACUGUUGGUGUGGGCACUGUCUGUUGUGCUGAACAUCAUGUGAUGGGAAAAAAAAAAACAGACCUUUUCUCUAUAUGGACUUCACAGUUGCUCCAAGAGAUGGGGCUCAAUAAAUGCUCUGCUACACAUGUCUG